AUGGGUUAUUCAUUAUGGCUUCUUCCACCUACAAGCUCAAAAAUUGCUACAUCUCUAACGUCUAUAAUAAAAUCUUUUGGGUGUUCAUUUGCUCCACAUGUCACAAUUGUUUCAAAAAUUCCACUUACAACAUCAAUUGAAGAUAUCAAAUCAUCACUUAAUACUUAUUUUGCUAACCAUUCUUUACCUGAUGUUCAUAUUAAAACUUUGGAAACAGGAUCAGAAUUUUUUAAACGCAUAUUUGUACGAUGUAAAAAAACUGAUUCUCUUGUUUCCCUUGCUCGUUUCUCAAAACAAACAUUUGUUAAUAAUGAUGAAGAUAUUAAUAAAUGGACGAAUGAAUACGAUCCACAUAUUUCAUUAAUAUAUGCUGAAAAAAAAGAUUGUAAUGAUGAAGAAUUAAUUAAUCAAAUUGAUCUUUCAACACUAAUUAAUAAAACAUGGCAAGGUGGAAAAAUUCAAUUAGUUGAUACAAGUGGAAAACUAUCUGAAUGGAAAACAGUCUUAGAAUUCGAUAUUUCAAAAUAG
Messenger RNA from Adineta steineri, 528 nucleotides. The record is from the annotation of a GenBank genome assembly. Lineage: Eukaryota; Metazoa; Rotifera; Eurotatoria; Adinetida; Adinetidae.